UCUCAGCAUGGAACUGCUGAGUCAUGCCGUAGCAUUUGCCCAGAUGUUGCAUUGGCCUGUAUCCCUCAUCAUCCUGUCUGUCCCUUAAGGUGGGGAAUAAAGGAGUCGUCAGUUUACAUCACAGACAGCAGAGAACAAAAUAUGGUCCACUGCUGAUGGAGCCGUCAGACCUUUCUGAGACCAGUGCGCCCCCUGUGGCGCUGUGGCACGUCAAUCUGGAUUUCUUAAGGUUCAUGCAACAGUCGGGAGAGGAAAACAGCACGGCAGAGCAAUGCUUCCGCUCUCACUCUCGCAACAGCGUCCUCCAGGGCCUUCCAUUUGGUGGGGUGCCCACAGUCCUCUUCAUAAAUGUGGUGCUUUGGAUGUUGUUAUUACUCAUCUUUUCUUGUCUGAGGAAGGCUGCGUGGGACUAUGGCCGUCUGGCUCUGCUUAUGGAGAAUGACAGUCUUACAUCCCUGUUUUAUGGAGAACCGAGUGAAAAAGAGAAGUCUCCCUCAGAGUCCAGCCCCUCAGACUCUGAGACAAAGGACAUGGGCUUCUGCUCAUGGCUUUCAUCUCUUUACCAUAUGAAGGAUGAGGAGAUCCGCAGCAAAUGCGGCAUCGACGCAGUCACGUACCUGUCCUUCCAGCGACACAUUAUGCUUCUCAUGACGGUGGUUUCCCUGCUGUCUUUGGCUGUAAUCCUGCCGGUCAACUUCUCGGGGAACCUCCAGGGAGACAGUCCCGAAGACUUUGGAAGAACAACACUGGCUAAUGUUAGCGCAAAGGACAGCUUUCUUUGGCUGCACAGCGUCUUUGCUCUGGUUUACUUUAUCAUCACUCUGUUGUCUAUGGCUCACCACUCGGCAAGGCUGGAACACCGAGAGGAUGAGAAGGCUUCAAGGACACUGAUGAUCACCUCCAUACCCAGAGAGAUCUCAGACCCAGAACUCAUCACCAAGCACUUCCACGAGGCCUACCCCAGUUGCACCGUCACCGACAUCCGCUUCUGCUUCGAUGUUCACAAACUGAUGAAGCUGGACUUAGAAAGGCGCAAGGCAAUGAAAGGCAGGCUGUAUUUUGCUACAAAGUCCCUAAAGGACAGGAAGGUCACUAUCAUGAGCCAUCCGUGUGCUCAGAUUUUCUGUUGCGACAUAUGUGGCUUUGAAAAGGUAGAUGCAGAACAGUACUACAGCGAAUUAGAGGAAAAGCGCACAGAUGAGUUCAAUGCAGAGAAGCAGCGGAUCACCAUGAAGAGGCUGGGCAUCGCCUUUGUGACUCUUAGAGAUGAGAGGAUGUCGGCUGUCAUCGUGAAGGACUACAGCCAUGUGCGCUGUCACAGCAGACCCCAGCAGUCCAGCAUCACUACUGUGGUGCAGUCGCAUAGAUGGGGCGUCAGCUACGCACCUGCUCCAAGUGACAUUAUCUGGGAAAACCUGUCUGUCUGUGGCUCUCGCUGGUGGCUGCGAUGUGUCCUUCUCAACAUCCUCCUCUUCCUGCUGCUCUUCUUCUUCACCACUCCCACCAUCAUUGUGAACACCAUGGACAAAUUCAACGUCACGCGGCCUGUGGAAAGUUUGAGGAGCCCAAUUAUUACCCAGUUCUUUCCGACCUUCCUGCUCUGGGUGUUCUCAGUGCUCCUGCCAUUCAUCGUCUAUUACUCUGCCUUCUUUGAGUCCCACUGGACCAGAUCAGUUGAGAACCAAGUGACGAUGCACAAGUGUUUUUUGCUGCUGGUCUUCAUGGUGAUCAUCCUUCCCUCACUUGGUCUGUCCAGUCUUGACCUCUUCUUCACUUGGCUGUUUGACAUCAACUUUCUGGAUGAGAAAGAGAUCAAAUUCCAGUGUGUGUUUCUUCCUGACAACGGUGCAUUCUUUGUAAACUACGUCAUCACCUCAAGUCUUAUCGGAACAUCUAUGGAGUUGCUUCGAAUCCCGGCUCUGACGGUGUACGCGCUGCGGCUCUGCUUUGCCAAGUCCCAGGCUGAGAGAAUACAUGUGAAAAGGAGUCAAGCUUAUGAGUUCCAGUUUGGCCUGGAAUAUGCCUGGACCUUGUGUAUCUUUGCUGUCAGUAUGACCUACAGCAUCACGUGUCCCAUCAUUACGCCCUUUGGUCUGCUCUACAUGAUCUUGAAGCACAUGGUUGAUCGAUACAACAUUUACUACGCAUACGUUCCCACCAAACUCAACCAGAAAAUCCACAGAGCGGCCACCAGUCAGGUUAUCGUGGCUCCAAUCCUUGGCAUGUUCUGGCUGCUCUUCUUCUCCGUGCUCAGAUUAGGUCCAAGGCAUCCCAUCACCUUGUUCACGUUAGUGUCUCUCAUCUGCUGUAUUGCCUGCUCCUUUUUCCGCAUAUGGCUUCGGAAAACAACAGACAAGUCAACAAGCUACCAGAUGUCUGAUCAGCCAGCUGGAGAAUCUUUCCCUGAUGCAGACAGGAGCACAGUAACAUCAACCACUGCCUCCAAUCUGUUUGUUGCAUCUGUGUUGCUGGAGCCAGAGCUGGCCUUAACUCCAAUGCCUUCCCCGGCUCACCACAGCUAUGGCGCAAUGGCCAGCUCUCAGAGUUCAGGUCAUGGACCAGUGGCAGGAGCAGAGGUUGAAGAGGAAAACACCAAAACUCAUGAGACUGAGCUCAGAGACCCUGCAGAGACCUACUGUUCCAGCCCACUCAUGGACAGCCCUACGGGCUACCAGUGACAGCAACUCCCACUUAAACUAAUUUCCUUGUGUCCUUUAGUUGUGGAACAAUGAUUAUUAAAUGCUGCAAUGCUGCAUUUUUACCAGUCAGACUCUAAUUUGGCUGCAUCAGACACUGAGGCGAGACAGAUCUUAUGUGAGGGCAUGAAGAAUCUGAUGCAAAAGCAGAAUUAUUUAAAAAGGAGCAUUCGAAUAGAAAGCAGCUAGCCAAAACCUUGCCUGAACCUGCUUCAUACACACAUGAAGAUCAAGCUAUUGUACAGAUAAUUUAAAAAAGAUUCUAUCUCCUACAGCUUCAUUUGCAAGUUAAAAAGGUUGAAAGUAACGAGGGGAGAAACAGGUUUGGAGCUGUUAUCCACGCUCCAUGCUGUGCAACUGGAACAUUAGUGGAGUUGAAAGUUCCCAUCACAGUGGGUGGUGUGAGCAGGCUUGCCCCGGCAGACUGACGGAGCCAGACCAGCCAUGGGUGAUAUGUGCUUCCUCUGUGAGGCCGAGGGUGAGGGCAGCGAGUUGUGAAGCCAUCUGCCGUGAGAGCGCAGGCAGACGGAGGGCAGAGUGAAGCUCUCAGAUGGACUGUAGUAUAUGUACAGUCUCGCCAUAGAGGCAGAAACAGCCUAAAGCUUAUUGUAAUUUAUCUCGAUAUAAGGUUGCUAUUUUUGCUACUGUAUUAUUGGUGUUGUUCAUGUGAAAGCUUUAGAUUGGAGGAUGGAGGGUACUCAGCCUUCCCUUCUUAAAAAGAAAAUGAUUCUGUUUAAACUGUGUACCUGAUCUAGUUGUUUUAAUAUGGUUUCACUUUUUUGCAGAGAGUUUCAGAAUAAAAUUAGGACUUCCCAAUAAAUUAGAAAACCAUGGAAAAUUUUAUUUAUUUCAGUAAUUCAAUUCAAAAACUCAUAUUUCCAGUGUUUGCGUGUAUUUUGAUUAAGAAAAUUUUAAUAUUAUGUAAGACAUCUCUGUGUUGUGGCUCUUGAUGUAUUGAAUCCAGCUGCAGCUCUAGUUAUCCAUGUUACUUAUGCAUCUUUCUGUGUACCACAGUUUUUCCUUCCACCCAACUUUCCACUAAUAUGGUUUACCCUCCUUGGAAAGGCUGUAGGUCAAAACAUGGAUGUAACAUUUCUAUAUUAAAAUAUAUUUUUGGUUGGUCUUAUGUAGUAUUUACAUAUUUUGAGAAAUUGAGUUUUGGGUUAUGUAAGCCAUAAUCAUCAAAAUCAAAGAAAAUAAAUGCUUGAAAUACAAA
This is a messenger RNA of Girardinichthys multiradiatus, 3912 nucleotides long. RefSeq names its product transmembrane protein 63C (gene tmem63c). NCBI's taxonomy places the organism in Eukaryota, Metazoa, Chordata, Actinopteri, Cyprinodontiformes, Goodeidae. The coding region runs from base 156 to 2678 and encodes 840 amino acids. Gene Ontology annotation, cellular component: plasma membrane. Gene Ontology annotation, molecular function: calcium-activated cation channel activity. The record is from RefSeq and is a predicted model, not a curated record. The transcript has 23 exons.